Molecule: messenger RNA, 2367 nt
Organism: Tripterygium wilfordii
Lineage: Eukaryota; Viridiplantae; Streptophyta; Magnoliopsida; Celastrales; Celastraceae
Product: RING finger and transmembrane domain-containing protein 2-like
Exons: 9
Coding region: 445-1887 (480 amino acids)
Biological process (GO): positive regulation of ERAD pathway
Molecular function (GO): ubiquitin protein ligase activity
Source: RefSeq, a predicted model, not a curated record
CCAAGGAAAGGGAGCGGGGUCUCAUUCACCAGCUAAAAAUAAAAAACGAAAACCAUAAAAUGGUGACAUUCAUUCAUUAAAGAAAAGGAGUGGGUUUUAUUUGGUCUGUCAACUCUCGCUCGCUCUCUCUCUCUCUCUCUCGCGCUGUUUGGCAUUGCCAUGGCCGAAGCGCGAUAGAGCGAGAAACAAAGUUUCAUAGUCUGAAUCUCGUUAGCUGGGGCAGUUCAACGUUGACGCGCUUUCUUUUAUUCAUUAUUCAUCCGCCCCGAUUUGUUAUUGAAGUUGGGUAGAUUUGGGAAUGGCAUUCGCGCUCUGAUAAUUUCCCUUUCGUCACUCUUCUCUUCUUCCAUUCUAGGGUUGGGGUUUUUCUCGAUUCACUCUGCUUCUUCCCUGUUUAAUCCGGUGGUUCUCGACGGAGUUUCGCUUUCGAAGGUGAUACGCUGGAUGGUUAGGGUCCGGGCAUCGAAUUUGACGACGCAAAUGGAGGCGUCCGGCAGCAAUUCCGAGGCGUACAGGAGUUCUUUGCCUGUGAAUGGUGGUCAUUCUCGAAGAUACGGGAUAUUGUCUGCUUCCAACAUCAUCCAGGCUCCGAUUUCGGCUUUGUUAGAAUAUUCCGGUCUUCUACGGACGGCCAGGUCGUCUCAACAAGAAUCGGAGUCUUUAAUAAGUCAAAUCCAUAACAAUGGCCCCGAUGACUCUGGUACCGCCUCUCCAGUGGCUGCCAGCAAUGGCGAGGUUGCAAUUAGGAUCAUCGGCGCCGGUGAGAAUGAGAACGAUAGGGAGGGGUCCGGGCUGGUUGUUGGGCAAGUUAGGGAAGGAGUCGACGGUCAAACAGAGGUGUCUCUUCUGCCAAUCGCGUCAAAUAUACAACUGGAAGGGGCGGGAGAUAAUAGGAGUGAUCGUGAGGCGGGCGAUGGAGUUUCACAACCGGAGAGUGCUAGUGGUGAUGGGGAAGCUGGUGAAGGCGUUGGGGCUAACGGAAGGGAUUCGUCAUACCAGACAUAUGAUAUUCAGCAAGCUGCAAGAUGCAUUGAGCAAGUACUACCGUUCUCUUUACUUCUCUUGGUUGUGUUCAUUCGCCAGCAUUUGCAAGAACUUGCAGGGUUCUUUGUUACGAUUUGGAUUGCUGCAGUCCUGUACAAGUCAAAUGACAUUUUACGGAAACAAACUGCUUUGAAGGGAGAAAGAAAAAUUUCUGUUCUUAUAGGAAUUUCUCUUGCAUUCACGGUUCAUAUUGUUUGCGUUUAUUGGUGGUAUCGAAAUGAUCUUUUGUAUCCAUUGGUCAUGCUUCCCCCCAGAUCCAUGCCACCUUUUUGGCAUGCUAUUUUCAUUAUCAUGGUGAACGAUACCUUGGUGCGCCAGGCAGCAAUGAUACUCAAGUGCAUUUUAUUGAUUUAUUACAAAAACAGUAAGGGCAGAAACUAUCGCAAGCAGGGCCAAAUGUUAACUUUGGUUGAGUAUCUGAUGUUGCUGUACCGAGCCUUAUUGCCAACACCAGUCUGGUAUCGUUUCUUCUUGAAUAAAGACUAUGGCAGCCUUUUCUCAUCUUUAAUAACUGGGUUAUAUUUGACUUUCAAGCUGACUUCUGUUGUUGAGAAGGUGCAAUCUUUCUUUACUGCGUUGAAAGCACUUUCCCGUAAAGAGGUGCAUUAUGGAGCUUAUGCAACAACAGAGCAGGUCAAUGCAGCUGGAGAUUUGUGUGCUAUAUGUCAGGAGAAGAUGCAUGCUCCUGUUCUGCUUCGUUGUAAACACAUCUUUUGUGAAGAUUGUGUAUCAGAAUGGUUCGAACGUGAGAGGACUUGCCCCUUGUGCAGGGCCUUGGUCAAACCAGCUGAUCUCAGGUCAUUUAGUGAUGGGUCAACCAGUUUGUUUUUCCAGAUAUUCUGAAGUCUACUGUAGAGAAAACGCGGACUCUGACUGCUUAAAAUUACUUAAAGCACUUGUUCGGAGCACCUCAUUGAUGAUCACUCCAUCUGCACAGGUAUAUUUGACUGUAUUUCUUUUCCCACCUUGUUUAUUAACUACUAAGUCAGAGACAGAAAUCGGAAUCGACUAGAGGAAGUGAAGCCAAACUUUCAGCUUGUAUAUUGUACCGGGAAAGGUUGAAUGUAUCUAAAUGCGGCCCUUUAGAUACAACAGAGCUUCUUCAAUAUUACACGUCCAUGUUCAUUAGGUCAUAGAGUUUUUUUUUAGGCCAAUAUAAUUGUAAAAUUCUAUUUUGGAGUGUUUACUGUGAAGUUUCUAUACUUGGACAGAAGGGCGGACGUCCGAUUCUUCUGCUUGUUGCAGUCUGAACUAGAAGAAAUUCUCAGCUUGACCUCAGAGUUUUCAGGGAAUACGAAUACUUUUUUACCCAGUGUUUUCAUA